Messenger RNA from Solanum pennellii, 1365 nucleotides. Its product is annotated as transcription factor HEC3-like. Gene Ontology annotation, molecular function: DNA-binding transcription factor activity; protein dimerization activity. The record is from RefSeq and is a predicted model, not a curated record. Bases 246 to 1106 code for a protein of 286 amino acids. The transcript has a single exon. Gene Ontology annotation, biological process: regulation of DNA-templated transcription. Lineage: Eukaryota; Viridiplantae; Streptophyta; Magnoliopsida; Solanales; Solanaceae.
UAUUUAGCCUUCUAAGGCUUCACACAAAGUACAUAUUCAUGAGCUUUGAUUCAACUUUGCAAUAAGUCACCUCCCUUUUUGCACCCCUCUUCUUUUUUUUUUUUUAAUUACAUUUUUUGCUUAAAGGGUUUCAAUAAAUAUGAGAAAAAUAUUUUCAUAAUGACACAACAAAAACACAAUAGAUAUUCUUCUUCUUCUUCUUCUUCUUCUUUCUUCAUAUAUUCACCCUUUAUACUCUUCUUACCAUGGAUAUCAACCACAUUAAUAAACUCACUACCUCCACUUGGGAUCCAACCAUGUCCAAUAUGGACAACCAACAAGUCUUUCGCGAUCAACAGCAGCAACAACAACAACAACCAUGCUUGUCCAGUAUACCAAACGACCAUAUCUACCACGAACAUCAUCAUCAACAACAACAAUUUCAUUUCGAACCUAACCCUAUUUGGCCUAGUUUUCCUCUUCAAAACCCUCAACACCAUCACCUUCCCUCUUCCUCAAUCCAACAACAACAACAACAACAACAACAACAAGAACAAGUUGUCCCUUUUGAUCAUGUGUUAAACAACCAUGUUCAAACCCUAAUAGAGGAUCAAGAACACGAUGAUCAAGACGAAGAUGAAGAAGAAGAAGAAGAGCUAGGAGCCAUGAAAGAAAUGAUGUUCAAAAUUGCAUCUAUGCAACCAGUAGACAUUGAUCCAUCCACUAUACGAAAACCUAAAAGGCGUAACGUACGUAUAAGCAACGAUCCACAAAGCGUAGCAGCCAGGCUACGCCGCGAAAGGAUAAGUGAAAAAAUCAGAAUCUUGCAAAGAUUAGUCCCUGGUGGAACAAAAAUGGACACUGCAUCCAUGUUAGACGAAGCAAUUCGCUAUGUUAAGUUCUUAAAAAGACAAAUCCGUCACUUACAAUCAUCAAAUCAUAACCUCCCACCAGCACAGAUACCAGUAUCGUCAUGCCCUAAUAAUGAAAAUUGGGCAAAUAAUAUUGUCACACCAAGUACAAAAGGUCUAAUUCUUGGCUCCUCUAGUAGUACUACAACCAAUAAUGUUACAACUUUUGUUGGUAACACUACAUUGGAUCCACCUUAUGCGGUAAUUGGUAAUUAGUUAGGUAAUUGAAGUGUGAUUAUUAUUAUUAUUAUUAUUGUGUAGUAAUUGGAAUUUUUAAGAAUAAAAAUAUUAUAUAUAGAGGAAUAAUUAAUUAUUUGUGUAUAGUGGAUCAUGUGAAUUGUGAACUAAAAAAAAUAGGUUUGUUAGGAUUGUGUUGACUUAAAGGGCAUGAUAAUCAUCACAACUGUUAGAGUUGAGUUACGUAUGUUGUAUAUAGUAGUAUAUUAAUAAUUAUAGAAUAUGGUUUUUAUCUAUU